AUGCUGGAAGGAUACUGGGAAGAGAGGUUAGCCCCUAGGUUAGUGAUUUUCUCUAACAGUCAACCAGCACUACGAGCCCUCUACUACCUACGGAUCCGUGGUAAUAAGGCUACUAACAAAGUAGCUAAAAGGGCUGCCCUGCGCACUACGAGAGAGGCAGACGAUACCUUUAUCGUCCUUGUAGCAGCCGUUAAACGCCGUGAGCAAUCCUGGCAGAAACAAACCACUAGCCCUUAUGCUAUUGCGCGACCAACUAAACGUCUUAUUGAACAGCUAAUUAAGAAGGUCCUGGACUACGUACAGGCCGGAUUGCCCUACGAGGGUAUCUGGCUAAGAUUAACCGUGCAGAGACUGACUGGUGUAUAUGCGAUUAAGGGCCUAGUUAACCUGCGCGAUCACCCGAUAGCCACAGGCGUGGAAGAACCAGAAGAACUAGCUGCGCUAGAAGAACCAGGAGGGCCAGGAGACGCUUAG
This is a messenger RNA of Penicillium daleae, 474 nucleotides long. RefSeq lists its product as uncharacterized. The transcript is spliced from 6 exons. The record is from RefSeq and is a predicted model, not a curated record. The coding region runs from base 1 to 474 and encodes 157 amino acids. Lineage: Eukaryota; Fungi; Ascomycota; Eurotiomycetes; Eurotiales; Aspergillaceae.